AGGAUUGGGGUUCUCUAUUUGUCUUUCUCUUCCAGCGUCCUUCUUCCUUCUUCCUUCUUCCUCCUUGGUUCAUAGUUUAUAUUCUAGCGUGUCAGAUCCAUGGCUGCCUGAACAUCGCUCCGCUAUCACUUGAUUCACUUCUCCGCUGCAAUUCUCUCCAUCCUUAGUUUCUCUUCUCUUUGAAUUUACAGAAAUCUAAUCGAAGAAGCCCCAAAAUCCCAAAUCAGAAUUCCCAAACCCUAAAAUUUUCGAUCUCUCUUAGUCAUCGUCGGAGCCAGAAGCCGACUAAUUCGAACUCCAAUUCCAGUAAUGUCCAAUCUGUUGGGGUUUUGUUCCCUCCCUGACUCAUUACUUCACCAAUAUUCCCUUCUGGUUUUGGUGCUGGCCCCAAUGGAGCUUCUGCUGCCCAGUUUGUUAGAGCAGAAAUGCUUCCUAGUGGUUAUCUGAUUCGACCGUGUGAGGGUGGAGGAUCAAUCAUUCAUAUUGUUGACCACCUGAACCUUGAGGCUUGGAGUGUGCCGGAAGUGCUGCGACCGCUUUAUGAAUCGUCCAAAGUGGUAGCACAAAAAAGGACUAUUGCGUGCUGCAGUGCCACGAUCCCAGCUAAGCUUUGCAAGAGGGAAAGUACCAAGCAAUUCCACAAUUCCAAGAUCAAGUUUCCAUUGAACUCUGAUGAAGCAUUUAUGUCAGAUUAUGUUUUAAUCCUCAUUUUAGAACAAGUUCAGUCUGGCAAGGCUUCUGAUAAGCUGCUGUUUACGUACUUCCCUUUCCUGGUGUUUUGGCCAUACUACAUGGGCUGUUGACAACUUCCAGGACGAGUAGUUCAAUGAUUGGCAAGAGACCUAUGCUGGGCAGCAAAAAGAAGGCUUGAGAUACACAACUCACUGACUCAGACUUUAUAAUUCUAUUGUCAUUUUGGGAGUUUUGUAUUUGUCAUUUUUUCUGAUUGAAAUGCUCAUUGUGUUUGUGACCUCAAUCUUUUGAUGAAACUAAUCUUAUUAAUGAAUGACAGAUUUAUUCCCAAGGAUUUGUUGGUAGUUCCUAAGCCGAUGACAUUAUAAUAAUAUAGUUGGAAGAACAACACACAUCCAGAUAUGUACUUUGCUUUAUUCUGCUUGAACAACCGCACACUUUCUAAUAGAAAUUCAAAUGAGAAACUUGCCCAGUUCAUACUUCUUAUAUUCUUCAGAUUCUUCAAUGCAAGAAGAUACUUCAGACUUCAAGCAUCUGCACAAAUAGCAAACAGCACUCUCUGAGUCAAAUUGCAGUGGAGCAAAAUUGUUCUCAAGUUUUCAGUCAGGGAAGAAAGGAACUCCGUAAUGUAUACCUUCAGUUAAUAAUUAUAGGGUUACAGCAUCUUCUCUUUCGCCUCCUUGCCUGCACUCCUCAAAAUCCGCUCUGUCUCUAGGUUGAAUUGUGCCUUUACCUGGAUACGAAGCCUUGCGCAACCGAGAUAGUUUCUGGUCUUUAGGAAUUAGGGUUUAUGUCGUGGACUAUAAGUUGUGGGUUAUAACUUACGAACGAAAUUGAUUUAUCUAUAACUAUUUUUUUCCCUUUUCCAUUAACAUAAA
Molecule: messenger RNA, 1571 nt
Organism: Rosa rugosa (rugosa rose)
Lineage: Eukaryota; Viridiplantae; Streptophyta; Magnoliopsida; Rosales; Rosaceae
Exons: 4
Coding region: 426-803 (125 amino acids)
Molecular function (GO): DNA-binding transcription factor activity; lipid binding
Source: RefSeq, a predicted model, not a curated record